Messenger RNA from Drosophila suzukii, 1625 nucleotides. The record is from RefSeq and is a predicted model, not a curated record. NCBI's taxonomy places the organism in Eukaryota, Metazoa, Arthropoda, Insecta, Diptera, Drosophilidae.
AUCGAGGAGUACGGACUCACUGCAUCGGAGUGUGAGGCCGCGGAGAACCUGUUAGUCAGACAGGCCCAGUUGGAGUCGUUCCCCGACGAGAUGAGGUCGGCGGAAUGCGGAAAGGACAGUUGAUGCCGCGCUGUGCAUGCCGUACAGUGCGAGGAGGCCCGUAAUACUGUCACACAGGCACAGUCUUACGGAUUUGAUUGUGAGGGACUUUCAUGCCCAGAUGAAGCAUCAAAACGUGGAUGCGACGAUUGCUCAGAUUCGGACGAGAUUCUGGGUCACGAAGAUGAGACGAGUGCUGAAGGAAGUAAUCUCGUCGUGCAACGAGUGCAAGUUGCAGCGAACGCGGCCGAUGCCGCCGAUAAUGGGACCCCUACCAGAGGAUCGACUGGAAGCGGGAGGAUGGCCAUUCAAGUACACCGGAUUGGACUACUUUGGGCCACUGCUGGUGACUGUAUCCCGUCACAGAGAGAAGCGGUGGGUCGCCUUGUUCACAUGCUUGACGACAAGGGCGAUUCAUCUGGAGUUGGCUCAUGACCUGUCGACGGAUUCCUGCAUAAUAGCGAUGAGGAACUUCGUCUGCCGUAGAGGACCAGUACAUAGACUGCGGAGUGAUAACGGCAAGAACUUCGUGGGAGCUGACAGGGAGGCCAAGCGAUUUGGAGACGUGUUCGAGACGGAGAGGAUACAGAGUGAGUUGUCCAGCAGAAGCAUUGAAUGUGAUUUCAAUUGCCCAUCGAACCCGUCUGAGGGCGGAGUAUGGGAGCGGAUGGUGCAGUGCGUCAAACGAGUGCUGCGUCAUACCCUGAAGGAAGUCGCGCCGAGGGAUCAUGUGUUGGAGAGUUUCCUGAUCGAGGCGGAGAAUGUAGUCAACUCGCGUCAGCUCACCCACUUGCCGGUGGAUGCGGACCAAGAGGCGCCGUUGACGCCAAAUGAUCUGCUCAAGGGAGCAGCUACCUGCCGAAUACGCCUGGAUUGGAUGCGGAGCUGCCCAAGGAGGGUUCUACGCGAAAGCAGUGGAGGAUUGUUCGCAUGCUGCGAGAUCGUUUCUGGAGGAGGUGGGUCCUGGAGUACCUGCCUACGCUUGUGCGCCGCGAGAAGUGGUGCCGGAGAACGGAGCCCAUCCGCCAGGGCGAUAUGGUCUUCGUCUGCGAUCCUGCCUUGCCCAGACGAGAGUGGCGCAAGGGAAUCGUGGAGGAGGUCUACAGCGGAGCUGAUGGAGUCGUCAGACGCGCUACUGUGCGCGUGAACGACAAUGGCCUAUCUCGGAUAAUGUUGCGGCCCGUCUCAAAACUUGCAGUUUUGGAUUUGAGUGAAGCGGUUCUUCACGGGGUCGGGGAUCUCGACGGUCGAACAUUAUAAUCGAUAGGUAGACUAAGUAUUGUAAGAGAAAUCUAGUAUUUGUUAAUUUAUCCGAUCUCGUAUGGAUUUCUUGGCCCUUGAAGUGCGGGCCUACUAAUAUCGGUUUAAUGGAUGCCGCCAUAAAUUGUGCUUUUCAUUGUCUUGUGAAUCGUAGGAGGGCACACUGCGGUAAGAUUAAGUUAGUUUGAAAUGUAUGAGGCUGAUCUGAAUUGUUAACAGAAUAAAACGACUGCCACGAGCGCCACCAGGCGCACGCCGCCCUUAAA